This is a messenger RNA of Larimichthys crocea (large yellow croaker), 1476 nucleotides long. Its product is annotated as lysozyme g. The record is from RefSeq and is a predicted model, not a curated record. Gene Ontology annotation, cellular component: extracellular region. Bases 153 to 980 code for a protein of 275 amino acids. Lineage: Eukaryota; Metazoa; Chordata; Actinopteri; Sciaenidae. The transcript has 6 exons. Gene Ontology annotation, molecular function: lysozyme activity. Gene Ontology annotation, biological process: defense response to Gram-positive bacterium; peptidoglycan catabolic process.
CUUUCAGCUGCAGUGACUUACUAUACUGCCUCUGACCACAGAUCUCGUCAAAGUCCGGAAACAUCCCCAAAUACUCUGAGUUUAUCUGCACUCACACAGUGCGGUGAGCUCACAGCAGAAGUGUUUUUGUCGCCUCUGAGUGAACUGCAGAGAUGCCUGCCAAGACUCCUAAAGACGCUUUGACUAACAUGUUGGAGGACUUAAGCGACCGUGAUUUAGAAAAGUUCCGUUACAAGCUCCUGGACCGCAGGGAAAAGCCACGGAUCAGAACCAGGGCCCUGGAAGGCAAAAAUGAUCUAGAGAUCGCAGCUGUCAUGGUUUCAACCUUCACAGAGAAAGGAGCUAUUAAAGUGGCUCUGGAGGUUUUGGAGAAUAUCGGUUGCAACGCAGCAAGAGAGAGCCUUGACAAGGAGACACUGAUAGAUUCCACAUAUGGAGACAUCAUGGAGGUGAAAACAUCUGGUGCUUCUGCACAAACAGCUCAGCAAGACAAGUUGAAAUACGAAGGUGUGGAGGCAUCGCAUGCCAUGGCAGAGACUGAUCUACGGGAAAUGGAAAAGUAUAAAACCAUCAUCAAAAAUGUUGCUCGUGAGAAAGAGAUUGCUGCAGCUCUCAUUGCCGCCAUCAUCUCCAGAUCAUGCAGGGGAGGAAGAGCACUGAAGGAAGGCAAGGGGCGCUAUGAUGAACAAUGCUUUGGACUGAUGCAGAUCCAUGAAGUUCACGAGCCAAAAGGUUCAUGGAACAGUGAGGAACACCUCAGCCAAGGCACCGACAUCCUGAUUUAUUUCAUAACCCGCAUAAAGAAUGCAUUUCCUGAAUGGACCAAGGAGCAGCAGCUGAAAGGAGGAAUAGCUGCCUACAGUGCAGGAGAGGAUAACAUCAAGUGCUAUGAAGCGGUGGAUGCCAGAACGCCAUGUGGAGACUACUCCAAUGAUGUUGUUGCUAGGGCUCAGUGGUACAAAAUCCAUGGAGGCUUUUAAAACCUGAAGCUGUCUACAACCUCCUGAAAAUCUCCAAACAUCAUCAAGAUGAAUUAGAAAAUUUGCCCAAUUUAGACAAGAAAGUUGGUCAGAGCCAAGUGCAUCAAAAACACCUUAAAAAAUAAAAAAAAACACCUUCGCUAAGUUCCUUGUUACUUCUACUAAGCGGUAGCAGCAUCAUUUUCUUGUCUUAGCUGGUUACUAUCGCAGGUUUUGCCUUAACAUUGCUUCCAUUGUUUCCCUUUGACAGACAUCCUUAGCCCCACUAAAAGUUUGGUUUAGGAUGGAAACUGUGAACAGGAUUCAUUCUUGGUGCAAGAGUGAUGAAAUAAAAUGCCAUUGUCAGUAGUUAAAUUCUUUGAGUUAAUGGACCAAUAUAAAGUCUUUAUUCUAGCAGCCAUACAAAUACAUAAAAGUUAGGAAGGCACAGGGGAAUAUGAAUAUUGUCAAAUUUAUAAUUGUGUUUUUAUUAAAUUGCAUGCCUUCUACUCCAUUA